Molecule: messenger RNA, 1389 nt
Organism: Elephantulus edwardii (Cape elephant shrew)
Lineage: Eukaryota; Metazoa; Chordata; Mammalia; Macroscelidea; Macroscelididae
Gene: BEST4
Product: bestrophin 4
Exons: 9
Coding region: 1-1389 (462 amino acids)
Molecular function (GO): chloride channel activity
Source: RefSeq, a predicted model, not a curated record
AUGACGGUUUCAUACACCCUCAAAGUGGCAGAGGCUCGCUUUGGUGGCUUCUCUGGCCUGCUUCUCCGCUGGAGGGGAAGCAUCUACAAGCUCCUCUACAAGGAGUUCCUACUCUUCAUUGUCCUGUACGCUCUGCUCAGCAUCACCUAUCGGCUGCUGCUGACCCAGGAGCAGAGGCAUGUGUAUGCGCUGGUGGCUCAGUACUGCAACCGCUCUGCAGACCUCAUCCCCUUGUCCUUCGUGCUGGGUUUCUAUGUGACUCUGGUGGUGAACCGCUGGUGGGCCCAGUACACGAGCAUUCCUCUGCCAGACCAGCUGAUGUGCGUCAUCUCAGCCAGCGUGCACGGGGUGGACCAGCGCGGCCGUCUGCUGCGGCGCACUCUCAUCCGCUAUGCCAAUCUGGCGUCGGUGUUGGUGCUGCGCUCAGUCAGCACUCGUGUGCUCAAGCGCUUUCCCACCAUGGACCACGUGGUGGACGCAGGUUUUAUGUCCCAGGAAGAAAGAAGAAAGUUCGAGAGCCUGAAAUCUGACUUCAACAAAUACUGGGUUCCCUGCGUCUGGUUCACCAACCUGGCUGCACAGGCGCGGAGGGACGGGAGAAUCCGUGAUGACAUCUCUCUUUGCCUACUUCUGGAAGAGCUGAACAAGUACCGUGCCAAGUGCAGCCUGCUGUUCCACUACGACUGGAUCAGCAUUCCCCUCGUCUAUACUCAAGUGGUCACCAUAGCUGUAUAUUCCUUCUUUGCUCUCUCUCUGGUUGGUCGCCAGUUUGUGGAGCCAGAGAAAGGGACUGCCCAAGAGCCGGUGCCAGUCCUGGGAGACCUGGACAUGUACGUGCCCCUCACCACCCUGCUGCAGUUUUUCUUCUAUGCUGGCUGGCUCAAGGUGGCUGAACAGAUCAUCAACCCUUUUGGAGAGGAUGAUGAUGACUUUGAGACCAACCAGCUCAUAGACCGUAAUCUACAGGUAUCCCUGCUAUCUGUCGAUGACAUGUACCAGAAUCUGCCUCCUGCUGAGAAGGAUCCAUACUGGGGCGAGGGCUUAGCCCAGCCACCCUACACUGUAGCCACAGCAGCUGAGACGCUGCGGCCUUCUUUUCUAGGCUCCACUUUCAACUUGCGGAUGAGCGAUGACCCAGAGCAGAACUUGCAGGUGGAAGCAUCCCCAAGGUCUGCCCGGAGCCCCAGCGUGCAGACUCCGCUGCUCAGCCGCUUUCUGGGCACUGGAGUGCCCUCUCCGGCCAUCAGCCUCCGGACCUUCGGCCGCCCACGAGGAGCCCCUCGCACACCUCAUCUGCUGCGUUUCCAGGACGCGGAGGGAGCUGAACCUGAAGCCGGUGAUUGCAUUGAGGAGGCUGUGGAGCCAGUGGACAAGGCCUCGGAGCCCUGA